AGACGCUGUCUGGAGAAUGUCAUUUUUGAGGAGACAGUCGUUGUCGGAACAUUGUCUUAGAGCAUGCAUUGCAGUUGCAGGGGGGACUAUUAUUUUAGACGCACAAGACAGUUCCUAUGUGUUUGACUUGCAGAGGACCGUCAAAGUAAUUGAAUAAAGGCUUUCACCUGGGCAUUUCAGGAAUUGGCGUCUUCUCAUUCAGGAACCAUGGAGUUGUUGUGUGUCCGUCUCAUGAGGAACCAACGCAGUUGCCUACCUGCCUACCUGUCUAGAAGCUUUCAAACCUCCCUUUGCCGACAGAGACAAUCAGCAACCAGGAGGACAUUACCUUCUACAGAACUCUACUCAACCAACACAUGUCGGAAUCUACUGCAGCCUGAAACCACAGACUCUGUUUGUCAACUACAAUUAAGGCCAUCUUUAUCUCAGAGACGACUUUUCUCAUCUGAGAAUGCAAGAACAGUACUUUUCCCAGUGGGGACACCUAGACCUGACCCUGCUGUCCACUGUCUCCCUGUUAUAUGGCUGUCUAAGCAUGGACAUAACUUCAUCCAUACCUCUGCUCCUCUCCGCGCCCUGCCUGCGCCUCUCAUAUGGCUGGUACUCAAACCCCUGCAGAAGAUAGUGGCUAUUAUACUGGGCAGGAGUAUCAGGAAGUGGUGGUUGGCCCUUCCGCCCAAUAAGCAGCAGCUCGUGCGUCAGAACUUCUGGCGUCGCCGUUGGCAGCUGGUGGCCGGGGGUAUGGUUGCUAUGGUGAUCAUGGCAUGUUUCUUCCUGACUCAUCUGGACGAAUCGCCCAUCACGGGACGCACACGCCUCCUAGUCUUCAGUAGAGAGAACUACAUGGAGCUGGCUGCAGUGACAGGAGAUGGGUACAUGGAGGAAUUUGCUGAGUUGAUGGUUCCAGAGAAGGAUCCUCGUCACCAGGUGGUAGAGAGAGUGGUGGAGCACCUGGCCCAGAGGAACAAAGACAUCCCAGAGGUCUCCUCUGUUCCAUGGAGCGUCCACUUGGUCGACAGCCCUACCGUCAACGCUUUCAUACUGCCUAAUGGAAAGGUGUUCAUGUUCACUGGGAUGUUGGAGGCCGUUGCAGAUAUUCACCAGCUCACCUUCAUCCUGGCACAUGAGAUGGCCCACGCAGUGAUGGGACACUCUGCAGAGCAGGCCAGUAUGUCUCAUGUGGUAGACUUCCUGUCUCUGAUCCUGCUAACAGCCAUCUGGGCCAUGUGUCCUCGAGACAGCCUGGCUGUACUGGGACAGUGGAUACAGACUAAGCUCAUACAGUUCCUGUUUGAUCGUCCCUAUAGCAGGAAGUUGGAGGCAGAAGCUGAUCAGGUUGGACUCCAGCUGGCUGCCAAGGCAUGUGCUGAUGUGCGGGCAGGGCCAGUGUUCUGGCAGCAGAUGGAGAUCAGUGACCAGCUGAGAGGAGAACAUUCAGUACCAGAGUGGCUCUCCACACACCCCUCUCACAGGAACAGAGUUCUACAGCUGGACAGGCUGGUCCCGCAGUACCUGGAGUUGAGGGAGAGCUGUUCCUGUCCUGCCCUCCCUGCUACAGACCCCAGAGCUGUUUUCGCUCAGAGUGUCAAAGUGCUGCUGAACGCUACUAGGGACCUGGAGGGAGAGGCUGGGAAGAGACUGAAACCACGAGCUCUGUCUCAGAGCCCAACCUCAGACCACAGCAGGGCUCCACAUCCAGGGGGACUGGCUACUGCCCUGCUAGCCUCCUCAGCCACAGCCUCACCUACAGCCACAGCCCUGACCCUAGACACUGCUACCCACCUCUAACCCCCGGGCCACUACCUUCGCCCCCUGUCUUCCCAGCCCCAACCCCAGGCCUAGUUCCAGUCAGUGAUUCUAGCUCCUUGAGUGCUAAUUGACUGAUGCUUGUAAGGUCUUGUAAAACUACUGUUGCCACCUGCUUCUGUGGAAUUGCUGCAAAAAGGUUUUGGGUAGCUGUUCUUUUUACUGUGUGUAAGAGGGUACAGGCAGAUGCUUUGAAUGUGUUGUGUGAAUACAUAGAGAUAUGAUCCUGUUUUAAUUGGAAGAUUUCAAGUGGGGACAUGCUGCACUCAAUGGCCUAAUGAGCAUAUACAAUGAGCAUAUACAGUGAGGUCCAAAAUGAUUGACUCCCCUGAUAAAGAUGAGCAGUAAUGACUGUAUAAAAUAAAUAAAUACAAUUGAUAUGAUUUUAUACUUCUACAAUUGCUUAGAGAAAGAGAUUUUGUUUAACAAGAAUUGUUUUCUCAAAAAGGUAGGGUUUGAAAUGAUUGACACCCCUAAAGAUUGACGCCUCUAAAGUAAAGUAAUCAAACGUUUAGUAUUUUGUCCCAUAAUCCUAUCACGCAAUGACUACAUCAAGCUUGUGACUCUACAAACUUGUUGGAUGCAUUUGCAGUUUGUUUUGGUUGGGUUUAAGAUUAUUUAGAAUAUAUGUCUCGACACUUCUACAUUGAUGUGGAUGCUACCAUGAUUACGGAUAAUCCUGAGUUAAUUGUGAAUAAUGAUGAGUGAGAAAGUUACAUAGGGUCAAAGAUCAUACCCCCAACACAUGCUAACCUCUCACCGUUACCAAUAACAGAAGAGAUUUAACAAAUGAUUGUUCAAACUAUGGCUAUAUGUCUUCUAUGUACACCUCACUGAAACUGCCAAGCAAUAAUUGAACAUGAUUUCCGAAAUCAAGUUUAUAAGGGAAAUAAAAGUCAAAACAUCUGAACUAUAAAAGAGUAAAACACUA
Salvelinus fontinalis (brook trout) is the source of this 2737-nucleotide messenger RNA. It is a transcript of the gene oma1, whose product is annotated as OMA1 zinc metallopeptidase. The coding region runs from base 208 to 1788 and encodes 526 amino acids. Gene Ontology annotation, molecular function: metalloendopeptidase activity. Gene Ontology annotation, cellular component: mitochondrial inner membrane. Lineage: Eukaryota; Metazoa; Chordata; Actinopteri; Salmoniformes; Salmonidae. The record is from RefSeq and is a predicted model, not a curated record. The transcript has 9 exons. Gene Ontology annotation, biological process: mitochondrial protein processing; protein quality control for misfolded or incompletely synthesized proteins.